Messenger RNA from Amphiprion ocellaris (clown anemonefish), 2264 nucleotides. Its product is annotated as purinergic receptor P2X, ligand-gated ion channel, 7. The transcript is spliced from 10 exons. Bases 1518 to 2264 code for a protein of 248 amino acids. Gene Ontology annotation, cellular component: nuclear inner membrane. The record is from RefSeq and is a predicted model, not a curated record. Gene Ontology annotation, molecular function: extracellularly ATP-gated monoatomic cation channel activity. Lineage: Eukaryota; Metazoa; Chordata; Actinopteri; Pomacentridae.
UUUUGGGAGCUCUUUGAAUGUUAUUUGGUGGGGGAAAAAAAGAAAUGUUAAAAAUGCUUCUUAAGAACAUCGACAAAAAAGAUUUUUUUUUUUUGGUGAAUUUCGUAAAGAAAAUAGAAGUUUUACUGAUUUUUAGGAUUUUUUGGGCAGAUAUUUACUCAUUUUUUGAAAAUAUUUACAAGAGUUUUCUUGCCAAAUUUGGGGGAUUUUUUAAAAAAAUAAAACCUUUAAGGAAUUAUUGGAAUUUUCUUCCUGAAGGUUUUGCAAAUUUUCAGAAAUUUGGGGGAUUUUUUGGAUUUUUUUCAGACAAGGAAACUAUAUUUUUGGUGCCUGUCAAUGAAGACUGCAGGAGGGUUAAUACAUCUCAGAUUAGGAGGUUACAUGAAAGUGAAAAUCUGUUUUUGAGUGAAACACUGCUAUUUUUUUUAGCACUUCUGGUUUAUUAACGCUAUAAAACUAAGCAUUAAUGCUAUAAAACUAAGCAUUAAUGCUAUAAAACGAAGCAUUAACGCUAUAAAACGAAGCAUUAAUCCUAUAAACUAAGUAUUAAUCCUCUAAAACUAAGCAUUAAUGCUAUAAAAUAAGUAUUGAUACUACAAAAUAUGUCUAAACACUAAAAUACGCUUGAUAUUACGAACGUGAAAUGCUAACGUGAUAAAAUACAUCUAUAAAAUACAUAUUAGUGAAAUGAUUAAUAAUAAUAGUUAAAUGUGUUUUAAUGAGUUUUUCGUGUUUUAACACUUGAGUGGAAGUAGAUUCCUCUUAUUUAUUUAUUAUAUGAAAACUAAUCUAUUUCUAUUUUAACUCCCAUCCAUCCAUCCAUCCAUCCAUCCAUCCAUCCAUCCAUCCAUCCAUCCAUCUUCUACCGCUGGUCCGGGUCUGGUGGCGGGGGCAGCAGCUUUAGGAGGGAAGCCCAGACCUCCCUCUCCCCGGCCACAUCAUCUAGCUCCUCCGGGGGGACCCCAAGGCGUUCCCAGGCCAGCUGGGAGACAUAGUCUCUCAGCUGGCCUGGGUCUUCCCCGGGGUCUCCUCCCGGUGGGACGUGCCCUAAACACCUCACCAGGGAGGCGUCCGGGGGUCUAUUUUAACUCAAAAAAUAAUAAUCCAUUUGUUGGAAGGAGAACGGAUGAACGGCAGCCAUCUUUGUUGUCAUGUUGUGCUUCUCUUGUUGCUAGGCAACGUGGCCACAGUUUGUCAAGCUGUGUUGUCACAGAGGGAAGGUUCUAAAAGCAGCUCUGCAGCUCCUCGGUUUACAGCAGAAUCAGCUACAGACCAGAUCAUCAGAGAUCACAGACCGACACUCGGUUCAGGAUGGCCUUGAAGUUGUCUACGGUGACAAACUCCCUGGAUUUAUGGAAGAAUGUUGACAUCACCUUCAGCAGCAGAGUGCUGACGGCAUCCACGUCUUCCUGGGACCUCUUGAUGGGAAAAUGAAGCAGCAGUGAAGGAAUGAGUCAGAGAUUCCUCCUCCUCCUCCUCCUCCUCCUCAGCAGCUGCAGACUGAGCCGGGCUGAACCAUGCCGAGCUGCUCCGUCCUCCGACUCUGCCAGUACGAAACCAACAAGCUGGUCCGGAUCCAGUCGGUCCGGCUCGGUUCCCUCAAGUGGAGCCUGAACGCUGCCAUCCUGCUCUUCAUCUGCGUCAUGAUGCUGUGGAACAGGAAGUACCAGGAGUUCGAUCUGGUCGUCAGCUCCGUCACCGCCAAGCUGAAGGGCGUCGCUCAGACUCGGCUGCCCGGCGUCGGUGAGGUGGUCUGGGACGUGGUGGACUUCAGCAGAGCCUCUCAGGAGAAGAACUCCUUCUUUGUGGUGACCAACGUCAUCGUGACGAAGAAUCAGAAGCAGGGGAGAUGUGCAGAGGUUCCCUCUAAAGACAGAUCGCCGUGUCGCUCUGAUCAGGACUGUGAGAAAGGAGGCUGGGACCUGCACAGCCACGGGAUCCAAACCGGAUCAUGUGUGAAGUUUGAUGUGUCGAGGAAAACCUGUGAAGUCUCCGCCUGGUGUCCCAUAGAAACCAAGACCAGCCCUCCGAGACCUGCUCUGUUGGCAGCAGCUGAGAACUUCACCGUCCUCAUCAAGAACAACAUCAGAUUCCCAGCAUUCAACUUCAUCAGACGUAACAUCCUCCCAGGUAUGACCGCCGACUACCUGAAGAGCUGUAACCGUGGCAACGACUCGCUGUGUCCCAUCUUCAGACUGGGAGACGUGGUCCGGUCGGCCGGAGAGAAGUUCUCUGAGAUGGCCGUGGAGGUGACGCAGAAAUGA